AUGCCGUCAUCAGCUGUUGAUCCGAAAAGCAACAAUACAGACACUGAUUUCGAUCUACAAGGUUGGUUGAAAGAAAUUUCAGAUGCAGAAAACCUAAUGGAUGAGGUCGAAGCAAAGGCGGACGUCCUACAAGCGAAAGUACAAUCUCUUCUACAAGAACUAGCAAAGCCUAACGAACUAGAUAAAACAGUUACAGAUCAAAAAGAUGAACCAAUGCAUGACGAGGUUGAAGAAAAACCAGCGAACCCUUAA
This is a messenger RNA of Mycotypha africana, 252 nucleotides long. RefSeq lists its product as uncharacterized. The record is from RefSeq and is a predicted model, not a curated record. NCBI's taxonomy places the organism in Eukaryota, Fungi, Mucoromycota, Mucoromycetes, Mucorales, Mycotyphaceae. Bases 1 to 252 code for a protein of 83 amino acids. The transcript has a single exon.